Brienomyrus brachyistius is the source of this 6875-nucleotide messenger RNA. RefSeq names its product TRAF2 and NCK-interacting protein kinase-like. The record is from RefSeq and is a predicted model, not a curated record. Gene Ontology annotation, molecular function: ATP binding; protein kinase activity. Gene Ontology annotation, biological process: protein phosphorylation. Lineage: Eukaryota; Metazoa; Chordata; Actinopteri; Osteoglossiformes; Mormyridae.
GCCUCCUCUCUGCCCAUCCCUGAUAGAUAUGUGCUGGUCCUCUAUCUCCGGACAUUAGAUCUUCUCCUUUCAUCGCAGCGCACAGUCUGUACAAGGCGAUUUCGCCCGCUGCGGCGCUCAGCAUGCCGGCCUUCGGUGCGCCAGCGAACCGCCUUUAACGCAGCCCCCUAUGCUGUCCGUAUUGUUUGCUUUCAGGAGCCUUUUCUUUUUUUCUAUUCUUUUUACAAAUUUAUUUAAAGCAGGAUCGCUGGAAUUGUUUCAGAUCAAGACACCGGGGAGAGUGGAGAAUCUAUAUUUUUGGCCGAACUAAGUGGGCGAUUGCUUAAUUUUGAAUCUCAUUGAAAAUAAGUAAACAUGGCGAGCGACUCUCCGGCUCGAAGUCUGGAUGAAAUUGACCUUUCUGCGUUAAGGGACCCUGCUGGUAUCUUUGAACUGGUGGAACUGGUUGGCAAUGGGACGUACGGCCAGGUGUACAAGGGUCGUCACAUGAAGACGGGUCAGCUCGCCGCCAUCAAGGUCAUGGAUGUCACGGGGGACGAGGAAGAGGAGAUCAAGCAGGAGAUCAACAUGCUGAAGAAGUACUCCCACCACCGGAACAUCGCCACCUACUACGGCGCCUUCAUCAAGAAGAACCCGCCGGGAAUGGACGACCAGCUCUGGUUGGUGAUGGAGUUUUGUGGUGCUGGAUCGGUGACGGACCUGAUCAAGAACACCAAGGGUAACUCGCUGAAGGAGGAGUGGACAGCCUACAUCUGCCGUGAGAUCCUCAGGGGUCUGACUCACCUCCACCAUCACAAAGUCAUCCACCGGGACAUCAAAGGCCAAAAUGUUCUGCUGACGGAGAACGCGGAGGUCAAACUGGUGGACUUCGGUGUGAGCGCUCAGCUCGACCGCACGGUCGGGCGCAGGAACACGUUCAUCGGCACCCCCUACUGGAUGGCCCCGGAAGUGAUCGCCUGCGACGAGAAUCCCGAAGCCACGUACGACUUCAAGAGUGACCUGUGGUCAUUGGGGAUCACAGCCAUUGAGAUGGCGGAAGGUGCCCCACCGCUGUGUGACAUGCACCCCAUGAGGGCGCUGUUUCUCAUCCCCAGGAACUCGCCUCCCAGACUCAAGUCCAAGAAAUGGACCAAGAAGUUCCAGUCCUUCGUAGACAGCUGCCUGGUGAAGAACCACGGGCAGAGACCCAGCACAGAGCAGCUGCUGAAGCACCCCUUCAUCCGGGAGCAGACCAACGAGAGGCAGAUCCGCAUCCAACUCAAAGAUCACAUCGACCGUACCAGGAAGAAGCGGGGCGAGAAAGAUGAUAUGGAGUACGAGUACAGCGGCAGCGAGGGAGACGAAGAUGAUAUUGACACAGGGGAGCCCAGCUCCCUCAUCAACAUCCCGGGCGAGUCCACCCUGAGGCGGGACUUCCUGCGGCUGCAGCUGGCCAAUAAGGAGCGAUCGGAGGCGCUGCGUCGCGAGCACCUGGAGCACCAGCAGAGCGAGGAGCACAAGCGCCAGCUGCUGGCGGAGAGGCAGAAGCGCAUCGAGGAGCAGAAGGAGCAGCGGCGGAGGCUGGAGGAGCAGCAGCGUCGAGAUCGGGAGCUGCGGAAGCAGCAGGAGCGGGAGCACCGCCGGCGCUACGAGGAGAUGGAGCAGCUGAGGCGCAAGGAGGAGCGCAGGCAGCAGGAGCAGGAGUACAUCCGUCGCCAGCUGGAGGAGGAGCAAAGACAGCUGGAGAUCCUGCAGCAACAGCUGUUGCAGGAGCAGGCUCUUCUCCUGGAGUACAAGCGGAAGCAGCUGGAGGAGCAGAGGCAGGCUGAGCGCCUUCAGAGGCAGCUCCAGCAGGAGAGAGCCUUCCUGGUGUCCCUGCAGCACCAGCAACAGCAAGACCCCAGACCCGUGGAGAAGAAACAGCUCUACCACUACAGGGACGCCGUCAAUCCGAACGACAAGCCGGCAUGGGCCAAGGAGGUGGAAGAACGCUCGAAGCUGAACCGCCAGAGCUCCCCAGCGAUACAGCACAAGGCGGCUAAUCGGAUCUCGGACCCGUCGCUGCCGCCCCGCUCCGAGUCCUUUAGCAGCAGCCGGCGCAGGCCGCACGCUGCACGCCCAUGGCACCGGGUCCCUGAGCCACAGAUGAUCCACCUGGUGCCCAUGAAGUCCCACAGCGUAUCCCUGUCGCCCUCUCAGUCCCUGCACGAACAGUCGGUCUCAUUCCCAGAGGUCCAGUCUUUCCCGGCGGCCCGCCCUUCACCGCCAGAACUCGGACCGACCUCCGAGACCCCCAUGCCACCGCCUCGGGUCACCAGCCGCGAGGAUAAGUUCGACCGCAGCUCCUGGCUGAGGCAGGACGAGGACAUCCCACCCAAGGUGCCCCAACGGACAACAUCGAUCUCUCCAGCGAUGGUGAGGAAGAACUCCCCAGGGAACGGAGCAGGCCUGGGGCCAAGGACCAGCUCCCAGCUUAUUUGCGCCAGUAACCCGUAUCUGCGCAAGUCCGACGUGACUCCGGAGGCGGCCUUCCAGAGGACCAGUAGUGCUAGCUCAUCCAGCUCCGGUACCCCCAGCUCCCAGCCCGGCUCGCAGACUGGGUCCAGUGAGAGGAAUCAGGUUCGAGAGUCCGGCAGUGCUGACGGGCCCCCUGCGGUCCCGCAAGAAGUUCCCAGACCGAAGCAGGAGGAUAUCCGCGAGGCGACCAGGCCGAGUCGGCCAGCGGACCUGACGGCCCUAGCCAAAGAGCUGCGGGAGAUUCGCAUCGAUGAGUCCAACCGGCCACCCGUCAAGGUGACGGACUACUCCUCCUCCAGCGAGUCGGAAAGCAGCGAGGAAGAGGACAGCGAGAACGUGGGCCUCGACGGCACCGUGCCUGUCUGCGACAUCCCUCGCAUCAUCCCAUCGGUUCCUGGAAGCACCGAUUCUUUUGCCGUGGCUCAGACCGCCGGUGAUGACGACGAACCCCGUGAUGACACCUGUGACAGCGGCUCCAAUGAGAACACGCCGACUGAGACUGAGAUGCCAGAGGAUGAAAAACGCACUGAGCACGCGGAGAGCAAUGGCUUCGCCGCCCAUGUCAAUCUCCCUGACCUGGUGCAGCCAAGCCACUCCCCCCUGAGCACACCCCCCGAAGGCCUGGGGAACGUCCCCAGUCUGCAGGUGCAGGACAUGGAUUCCGCAGCUGAAUACGGGAUGGGGGUUGGGUCAAAGUCCUCAUUCACGCCGUUCGUGGACCCACGUGUGUACCAAACCUCCCCCACGGAUGACGACGGUGAAAACACCGCCACCGCCCUGCUCACCGCCGAGCUGCUGCUGCAGGAGCAAGCCAAGCUCAAUGAGGCACGCAAGAUCUCAGUGGUCAACGUCAAUCCCACCAACAUCCGGCCGCACAGCGACACACCCGAGAUUCGCAAGUACAAGAAACGCUUCAACUCCGAGAUCCUGUGCGCUGCGCUCUGGGGGGUGAACCUGUUGGUGGGAACCGAGAACGGACUGAUGCUGCUGGACCGCAGCGGCCAGGGCAAAGUAUACAACCUGAUCACAAGGAGACGCUUUCAGCAAAUGGAUGUGUUGGAGGGACUCAACGUGCUGGUCACGAUAUCAGGAAAGAAGAACAAAUUAAGGGUUUAUUACCUGUCGUGGCUGAGAAACCGGAUACUGCACAACGACCCGGAGGUCGAGAAGAAGCAGGGCUGGAUCACUGUCGGGGACCUUGAGGGCUGCAUCCACUAUAAAGUCGUGAAAUAUGAGAGAAUUAAAUUCCUGGUGAUCGCUCUGAAGAACUCUGUGGAGAUUUACGCGUGGGCCCCCAAGCCUUACCAUAAAUUCAUGGCUUUCAAGUCUUUCACAGAUCUCCAGCAGAAACCACAGCUGGUGGACUUGACCGUGGAAGAAGGUCAGAGGUUAAAGGUUAUUUACGGGUCCAGUGUUGGAUUUCACGUGAUUGAUGUGGAUUCCGGAAAUCCCUACGACAUCUACAUCCCGUCCCAUAUUCAGAGCACCAUCUCUCCACAUGCCAUCGUGAUUCUCCCCAAGACUGAUGGCAUGGAGAUGCUCCUGUGUUACGAGGACGAGGGGGUCUAUGUGAAUACCUAUGGCAGGAUCACCAAGGACGUGGUGCUACAGUGGGGGGAGAUGCCCACUUCUGUUGCCUACAUCCACUCCAACCAGAUCAUGGGCUGGGGAGAGAAGGCCAUUGAGAUUCGUUCUGUGGAGACGGGACACCUCGACGGCGUCUUCAUGCACAAGCGAGCUCAGCGAUUAAAGUUCCUCUGUGAGAGGAACGAUAAGGUCUUCUUCGCUUCAGUUCGUUCUGGGGGGAGCAGCCAAGUCUUCUUCAUGACUCUCAAUCGGAGCUCCAUGAUGAAUUGGUAAAUCCCUCCUUGAUGGUCAUCUGUGGAUUCCUACUCACCCCCCCCCCCCCCCCCACGAGUGUCACUUUCAUAGCCCUUGUGGUAAACAAGAAGAAGCCUGAUAAUCACACCACCACACAAGAGCCGGGAUCGACACGCCCCCCCCCUACCCCUCCGGGUGGGUGUUGUGAAGAGGAAGGCAUCUUCUCCAAUGGUGCUGUUGUCACCGCCCUCUUGUGGGGGGGCAGGAUCCUGAAUCACAUUCUAUAUCAGAACACCAUGCACCAUGGGAAGCACCCAUAUGUGGAGCAUCACAUGGGGCAAAAGAGUUCCUUUAUUUAUUUUUAAUAAAGCCCCCCCCCCCUUUCCUCUUGUUCGUUGUGUCUAUCAUUUUGAGCUUGAAGGGGGAAGGUAAUUGGGAUGUAUUUCCUUAUGAGAGCUGUGCAAGGAGCCCGAACGUGUGACAGUAAAUUUCACCAAACGGUGACAUCCGUCACGGAGGAUCGUAAUUGUGGAUAAUUGUACACAAUGGACUUUGUUGAAAAGUGCAGUCGUGAAGAUUAUAUUUGGGUCUGUUCCUCCUUUUUCCCUGUCGGCCUCCGGCGAUUUCCGCAUGUGUGUCACCCCGUUUCUGCCUUUCGCCGUGAAACAAUCGAGUCCCCCUCCAUGUGCCAAAUCUGGUCUCGCCAUUGCCCUGCCUCAUAUCUCCAGUCCCACCAAAAGUGCACCCCCCAAUCGGGGCUUUUUUCAGGGUUUUACUCGACUCCUUCGAUCUAGUAGCUUCAGCUGGGGAUCCAGCCAUGAACUUCUGACGUUGUAGUCAUGCUGACACACCACGAGUGACUUUGUUUAUUUUGUAUUUUUAUUUUUAUUUUAUUUUUUUCCCUGAAACUGGGGUCCUUGCAUUGAGUAGGAAUCCCAGUUGUUGCUGGACAGUGAACUUAACUGAUAUGGGUGCUCAGUCUUCUGCAUCAAUGGGAGCCAGGUGUGUGAUUGCGGGCGGCUCCUCAUCUACUGUAACCCUGCUGCCAUGCUGUGGGCCUGUACAAAGACCCACCUAAGCUCAUUCCUGUAAUGUAUCAUAAUUUUUUUAAGCAGGCCACUCUGAAAACCUGUCCAAAAUAAACAUUGUGUUUUUUUUUUUCCCCCCUUCAUUAUCGACGUGACCACGCUCAUACACGUGCCAUUGAUGUUGUGGAAAGGAAGGAAAAAUGAUAAACAAAUCUGUCUCUCAUCUGAUUCACCUACCUCUCCUUUGUCUGUUUUCGUCCAUUUUGUUUUGGAAAUUUUUUGGGAUGACACCCCCACCAGCGAGGUUAGACCAAGGUGUCGAUAUAGUCAGGGCGUCUACACAGAGGAGGCUGGCGGUCGUGCUCCUUAGAAAUACCCGCAACGAAUGUGUGUUUUACAGUCGGCAGACGAGGCGUAAUUAGUGGGAAGUUGUGGAAGCAGAUCUGGAUUUGAUUGGCUCAUGACCCUCCUGGAGUGAAAGCACAGGGACUCGUUCUGUGCCUUGAGUACAAAUUGGUGCUUGCGAGGAGGUCGGGGUUCGACACACUGGUGGAUCAGUGCCUGCCUGUGUGCUGUAGCUCUGCUGACCGGGAAACUCCUGGGGUCCUUAGGGCGACAGUGGGCAGAAUGUAGCAGAUGGGUCCUUCUGCCGUGUAACUGAGCUGGAAGCGGAUUUCCAUUGGUCACUCCCCCCUAUAUUGAUUUGUUGUUGUGCAAACCACCACAGUAUCGAUUUUUAAUUGUGAACCAUGGACACGGUGCACCUGGUUCACAAGGACAUUCUGUUUUUAUUGGCAGAAUUUUGGGAGAUUAAGUGCUAAUAUCCAUCCAUCCAUUUUCUGAAACCGCUUGUACUUUUCAGGGUUGUGGGGGCUCCGGAGCCUGUCGUGGGAUAAAAAUAAUUCUUUCCUAAAGAUAUAAGCUAUGUUUAUACUUGUGUUUUUCUUCAUGUUUAUCUUUUUCCAAAGUAGGAGAAAUCACUGUAAUACUUUUAAAUAUUAUCCUGGGUUUCUAGUAAUGUUUGCACAUUUAGGGCCAGAUUUAUCAAUGUUAGCCAUUAAUUUCACAAAUACCGUCACUAUAUGUGAUUUAAAAUGUCAAGCAAAUGCAUUUUAUUCUUUUCUGUUUUUGACACAAAGCAGGUGCUCUGGUAAAAAAAAAAAAAAAAAAAACUUUGAUUAAUCUGGCCCAAGACAUUGUAUUUUAAAUAUGAAUUAAAUAAGAAUAAGGAACCUGAUUUGGGGGCAGGAGGUUUCUGUCCAGGCGUGUCUAGCAAUAAGGUGUACUGAUACCAUGGCUCCUUCCCUUUUACUAUCUGUGUAGCCUUUGCAGAACUUUCUGGACUCUCUGGUCUCAAUCAUACAGGUUUAAAGUGGGAUCCAGCCCCGUGUUCGAGGGGCUGUCCAUCACUGCUGGGCCCUCGCGCCCCAGAACUCAGUACUGUCACCAUUUUGUUUUGGAUCUGAAAUGUAGUAACAUCUGUUUUUUAAAAAAAAUAAAUAUAUAAAUAAAUAAUAAUUCAUUAAUAAA